This is a messenger RNA of Paramecium pentaurelia, 1054 nucleotides long. Lineage: Eukaryota; Ciliophora; Oligohymenophorea; Peniculida; Parameciidae. The record is from the annotation of a GenBank genome assembly.
AUGCAUAAAUUUGUGACUCCAGAAACUUUUGUUCAUAAAAUUUAGAAUGAUUAUUUCAUUAAGAAAAAGCCUAGUCCUGAUUAAAGAACAGGGAAAAAGAAAUAAACUGAAUAGGAUUUCGAACUCUAUUAAAACCUUAAGGAUCUGAGGAAUAAUAAUUAAUUAAUACGAAACAAUCAAAGAUCACUUUAAAUUAUUAAUCCUUUGAGUAAAUAAAUUAAUAUGAUGGAAACAAAGAAAUAAUAAUAAGAGAAGAAGAUGAGGGAAGCUCAAUUUUAAUUAAAAAAAAAGAGUAUGCUUAAUGAAAAUUAAUAAAAGUUACAAUCUGAUCUAAAAAAUUUAGAGAAGAUAAGUGUUAGUGCUUUUAAGGAUUUUAAAGAAUAAGUUAAUCUUUAUAAUAAAUAUUACAGUAAUACAAUUGGAUAGGAACCAGAAAUAAAGGACAUUCAAUAUGAAGACUUAAAUAUUCCUUACCAAUAUGUGGAUGAUGGAAGUAGAUAUACUUACAGAGAAAUAUUAAACCAUGAAAUUCCAGAAAUAAAUUAUAUGAAUAAUGAGGCUAAAAAAUUAAUGGAGUAAAAAUUAUAAAUUAAUAAUAUCUUAGAACAAUUCUUUAACUUAAAUUUUCAGAUGAAUAAUUAGAGAAUAAAUUAUUAAACAGUUUAAAAUAACAUGUAGUUGUAAGAAAAUUAAAUUAAAUGGAAAAUGAUUAUUUAGCUGCAAUAAAAAAUAAUGAUUUAUAAACUAUAAAAUUGAUGUUAAUUUCAGAUGUAACUUUAGUUAAAACAAAAGAUUUUGUAAAUUUUAAAUAUAUUAUUAGAUUGGUUAAACUGGAUUGCAUUUGGCUGCAAAACGAAACUAUUAUGAUAUUUGUUAAGAGCUUAUAAAUUAUAAUGUUGAUGUAUUUGCAAUUGAUUAUGUAAAAUAAAAAAAUAAAUUAUAGGCAAGUAGAACGGCAAGGCAAUUGGCAGAAAAAUAUCAAUAUUUUAAGGUGGCUAAGUUAAUUCAGAUGGAAGAGGAUUAACUUAAUAAAAAGAGAAAUAUAUAAUCAUGA